UAUAGCAGAACCUCACCCUCUGUGCCCUACUUCACAAUUUUCCAAUUCUCGAUUUACCACCAAAAACUCUCAUCGGAACCCAACCACUGUGAACCGAAAAACCACUCUCUUCUCUUCAACGAAACCGUUUCCACUUUCUCUUUCAUCAGAUUUUUUGUUCAAGUAUGGGGGAUACUGAACCAAUGGUUACAGAAACAUCUGCUGUUGAGACGUAUCCAUCGGAUGGUUACAAUAACACCGCUUCGGAUCCGGUUCCCGAGGCUGCUGCUCCUGCUCCUGCUGAGGUUGCAGGAGAAGCUGGUGUUCAGGAUAAUUCAAGCUAUGAGUUAGGUGAUGGGAAUGCUUAUACUGCCGGGGAUCCUAAUUCUGUACUUCAACAAGCUCAGUUUAGUGCAACAAAUGAGUCCAAGCAAGUUGCUGGAGUGCCUGAUGCUAACUCGGGUGCGGUUGGAAAUGAAGCUACGGAUUCUACUAUGGUUUCUGGCGAACAUUUGUCUGUAAAUGGCGGUGUUGAUACAGUUGGACUUGAAAAUGGAAAUGCAUUGGAGCAUGUUAAUGGGUCAGCUGAUGAGAAACAGCUUACAGAUGCUUACGCUGCUCUGUCUGCUGAAGAGGAUAGACUGUGGAAUAUUGUAACAGCUAAUUCGUCAGAUUUUACUGCUUGGACUUCUUUGAUUGAAGAGACUGAGAAGGUGGCAGAGAACAACAUUUUGAAGAUUCGUAGAGUCUAUGAUGCUUUCCUGGCAGAAUUCCCUUUGUGUUAUGGGUAUUGGAAAAAAUAUGCUGACCAUGAGGCGCGUCUUGGCACUGCUGAUAAAGUUGUUGAAGUUUAUGAACGUGCUGUUCAAGGGGUUACAUAUUCAGUGGACAUGUGGUUACAUUAUUGCAUAUUUGCCAUAAACACCUAUGGAGAUCCAGACACAGUUCGUAGGCUUUUUGAACGAGGAUUAGCUUAUGUUGGAACAGAUUAUCUUUCAUUUCCUCUUUGGGAUAAAUACAUUGAAUAUGAGUAUAUACAGCAAGACUGGGCGCGCCUUGCGAUGAUCUACACCAGAAUAUUAGAGAAUCCAAAUCAGCAGUUGGAUCGGUAUUUCAACAGCUUCAAGGAGUUGGCUAGUAAUCGACCUUUGUCAGAAUUACGGACAACUGAUGAAGCUACUGCAGCGGCAGGUGUUGUUUCAGAGGGUACUGACCAGGGUGUUGAAGGAGAGGUUCGUCUGGAUGGUGCGGAGAGUUCUCCUAAACCUGUAAAUGCUGGAUUAACAGAAGCAGAAGAGUUGGAGAAGUAUAUCGCCAUUAGAGAAGAGAUGUAUAAGAAAGCUAAAGAGUUUGAUUCUAAGAUCAUUGGUUUUGAAACAGCUAUCAGGAGGCCCUACUUUCAUGUACGGCCUCUUAAUAUUGGGGAGCUUGAGAAUUGGCAUAACUAUCUGGACUUCAUAGAAAGAGAAGGUGACUUGAGCAAGAUUGUCAAGUUGUAUGAGAGAUGUGUCAUUGCCUGUGCCAAUUAUCCCGAGUACUGGAUACGCUAUGUUUUGUGUAUGGAAGCUAGUGAAAGUGUGGAUCUUGCAAAUAAUGUUCUUGCCCGGGCAAGCCAAGUCUUUGUCAAGAGACAACCUGAGAUACAUCUUUUUUGUGCUCGGUUCAAGGAGCAGGCUGGAGAUAUAGUGGGUGCCAGAGCUGCAUAUCAACUUGUGCAUACUGAAAUUUCUCCAGGUCUUCUUGAAGCAAUAAUCAGGCAUGCCAAUAUGGAACAUCGAUUGGGGAAGUUGGAGGAUGCCUUCUCUUUGUAUGAACAAGCCAUUGCCAUUGAAAAAGGGAAAGAACAUUCACAAACACUGCCAAUGUUGUUUGCUCAGUAUUCUCGAUUUGUUUAUUUGGCUGCUGGGAAUGCAGAAAAGGCUAGAGAGAUUUUAGUUGGGGGACUUGAGAAUGCUUCCCUGUCAAAGCCACUUCUUGAGGCUUUAUUGCAUUUUGAGGCUAUUCAACCCCAGCCAAAGCGAAUUAACAUUGACUUUCUCGAGUCAUUGGUUGUAAAAUUCAUAACGCCCAACCCAGAGAACCCUGGUGUAGCAAGUGCAACAGAACGCGAGGAACUUUCUUCUAUUUUUCUAGAGUUUUUAAAUCUCUUUGGAGAUGUUCAAUCUAUCAAAAGGGGUGAGGAUAGACAUGCCAAACUGUUCUUGCCACACAGGAGCUUGUCGGAGUUGAAAAAACGUCAUGCAGAGGAUUUCCUUGCUUCAGAUAAAACAAAAGUGGCGAGAGCUUAUUCUGCUCAAUCACCUGCCCAAUCUGCAAUCGGUGCAUAUCCAAAUGCACCUAACCAAUGGACUAACUAUGGAGUACAGCCACAGACUUGGCCUGCGACAACACAAGCACAAGGACAACAAUGGCCUGCUGGCUACACUCAGCAGCAGGCUUCCUAUGGGGCUUAUGCUGGAUAUGGAGGUAACUAUGCUAACCCACAAUUGCCCGCAUCAGUUCCACCUAGCACUGCUUAUGCUUAUCCUCCUACAUAUCCUGCACAGCCGGCCCUGCCUCAACAAAGUUAUGCACAACCUGUUGCAGCCCCGACACAGCAACCUGCAGCAGUUCCUCAGGCCUAUUACGGGAGUUACUACUGAGUUGCAAAGUGAGAUAGCUAAUGUUUUGCUUCCUGUAAUUUUUGCCUUGAAUAUUGUAGGUAAGGGUUCUAGGUAAUUUGGAGCAUAGAUGCAGUGUAACUUUAAAUAAUACUAGUGAGUACUGAGGGUAGAUAAUCUUUUUUGACUCAAUUUAUGUUAUAAUUUGUUGUGCACGGCAUUUUCUUGAUAUUGAUCUUUUAAUGGGUUGGUGCUUA
This is a messenger RNA of Trifolium pratense (red clover), 2836 nucleotides long. Its product is annotated as pre-mRNA-processing factor 39. The record is from RefSeq and is a predicted model, not a curated record. The transcript has 14 exons. Gene Ontology annotation, molecular function: protein binding. Lineage: Eukaryota; Viridiplantae; Streptophyta; Magnoliopsida; Fabales; Fabaceae. Gene Ontology annotation, cellular component: U1 snRNP; commitment complex; U2-type prespliceosome. Gene Ontology annotation, biological process: RNA processing; mRNA 5'-splice site recognition. Bases 165 to 2621 code for a protein of 818 amino acids.